AUGCAUAUAAAAGUGCCUGAUGUAAAAAGGUGUUGUUUCUGUUUUCCAUUACGUCGCGGGAUCAUAAUAUUUGCAUGUGUAAAUUUAAUAUUCUCCCUCGUCGCAGUGGCGUGUCUCGUUAUCAAAACGGAGCUGCAGAAGCUGUCGAUAACAAAUGACACGUCACUGGAAGUCGUGACCUCAACGGUAUUGUUCAGCAUCCUUGGGAUGGGAGUUAUAUUGAAUAUACUGUUGCUUGUGGCUGGAUAUCAGAAAGAUAUAUUGAUGCUACGUCUGUACAAUUAUUACGCAACGGCUACUACCCUGGCGGCUCUCGUGCCCAUCUUUUUGUUGCUGUCUCUUGGAUUGCUCUUCGAGGUCUUCACAGCGUUGUUUGCUCUACUGAUGCAGUGCUACGUAAUCGUUCUGGUGAGGAGCGAAGUGGUAAAGCUUGAAAACGAUGAGAUGAUGUCCAAUGAAGAUAUGUAUGGCGAGAACCUACCAACCAUUGUCGUGCCCGAUGACGUAACUUUGCUUUGA
Messenger RNA from Parnassius mnemosyne (clouded apollo), 519 nucleotides. The record is from the annotation of a GenBank genome assembly. NCBI's taxonomy places the organism in Eukaryota, Metazoa, Arthropoda, Insecta, Lepidoptera, Papilionidae.